Molecule: messenger RNA, 4552 nt
Organism: Annulohypoxylon truncatum
Lineage: Eukaryota; Fungi; Ascomycota; Sordariomycetes; Xylariales; Hypoxylaceae
Product: peroxisomal biogenesis factor 6
Exons: 3
Coding region: 121-4350 (1409 amino acids)
Biological process (GO): protein import into peroxisome matrix
Cellular component (GO): peroxisomal membrane; cytosol
Molecular function (GO): ATP binding; ATP hydrolysis activity
Source: RefSeq, a predicted model, not a curated record
CAUCCCCUAUGCGCGACGCCUCGCGACUUGCGGGGCCCUGAUCUACGGUACCUAAUGAUUUCUCUAUCACGGCGCACCGCUCCUUAAACCUUCAGACCUCGCAACCCCUACGUCGCGAUCAUGGCUGCAACGAAUCGCGAUCUAGCUGCUCAUCGCAAACGGAGGAGGAGGAGAAGGCAAGACAAGCCCGCCAUCUCAGCGAGGCUAGUGUUGGACAACCAUGUGAAAGGAGAUAUCGGUAUCUUAUCCGAUGAUCUAUUCGCUGAUCUGUUUCCUCACUUGCAAGACGACUCUAGCGACGGUGAGACUAACCAGGCCCCCGAAAUUUACCAUGUUGCUAUUGCUCCUUGGACGCCGUCCCCGAGUCCUCAUCGAACAAACUGGACUAUAGUCCCAAUCGCUAAAUCUACUGCCCUCGCUCACUCGACCGUCCAAUUCUCCCCUUCGUCUCUCGCUUUGCAAAGUUUUGCGACUACCUUACAACAGAUUGCCCCCUCGAAGCUAUCUAGUCAUAGUCGGAGUGGCAUUGAAGUAUUAGUGUUGGAUGUUACCGCUUUACCUCUAGAUACCGUCUUCGUGAACCUCGAGAGUGACCUUGUGAAGAGACUAGAAGAUGGAGAAGGCACUUUCUUCACCGACCAUCCCUCCGGUAAAGAGAAAGCUGUUGUUGGAAGUGAUACUCCCUCGGAUAGGCUCGCAGCUGCGUUGCGCGUGGCUCUGGGCACCUUGAAAGUCGUUCAUAAUGGUGAUCUAUUCCCUUUACCAUUACCACCGCACCCCAUCACUCAUGUCCCUUCUACGCCGGGCAAGGUAACACUAUGUGAACCCGUAGCACAGGGUAUUCUAGCGCCAACCACCAAAAUUAUCCUGACAAGAGGUCACGGUCAGUCAAAGCAGGGGCGGAAAUCAAUUGCUCCACCACAGGCCUUAAAUAACGUCCAGGAGGAUGAUGACGCGGCGACCGAUCAGUUUUAUUCCGCUGCCGAAGAACGCGUUAAAACGGAUGCGCCAAACGACACCUCGGACUUUAUUACGGAAACGGAUACAGAAGCAUCGGAUCCCGAGAAUGAGGAUGAGCUCUCAGAUGACUCAAUGGACGACAUCAUAUCUCUCCAAGCCCCGGCGCUGCCCUCUACAAAUGCGAGUGGCAUCUCUACCAUGCAGCCGGGAACCCCCAUGACAUUAGGGCGCGGGAGAAAGACCAACGGUAUUGCCUCUCCUACCUCGGUCUUCUCAAGCUUCACUGCUACUACUGCUCGUCCGGAUCGUCCCAAAGGUCGACUCUUCAAGGCCCAUGGUUUGAUGAACCCGAUACCUUCAGAAUUACUUCACCCGAAGCCGACGGCCGAGGACGACGAAGAGGUACGAGUAUACGUGGAUAUCAACUCCUUGACUAGGAUAGGGUGCUUUUCUGGGGACUGGGUUCGCCUCGAGGCUUCAGAGGAGCCUCCCACAAAUGGCAUUGGCCUGUUCGGCCUUGGCAGUUUUGGGCAACCUGGUUUAGAAGAGCCAACAUGGAGGCCAGCCAAGAUUUAUGGACUUCCUGAGGGAUACUCACAUCGGCCCAUGACGAGAAUUCCAAGUUCCAAGCACGACUUCGGCAACCGAAGAACAUCCUUUUUCGAAUCACAAGUCGUAAAUUCGUCGGGGCCUGGCGCAUACAUGUCUCCUAUACUAAUCGCAAACUUGGAGAAUGCGCCGUAUGUUCGAUUAUCCCCCUUAAAAAAGACGGCGCAUCCUCCAAGGCCGGGCCAGUCAAAAAUUACCGGCUCCUCUCGUCCGCCUUACGCUCGGGACGUCACCCUUCAGCAAAUUCGGACACCCGUAUCUUCCGAGAAGGCUCUUCAGACAGCUAUAUUUGGUGGCUUAAAAGAUCAUUUUUCGCGUAGCAUUCGCGUAGUUAAAUCUGGAGAUUUGAUCGGAAUUCCCAUCGAUACACAGCUUGGGAGGACCCUUCAAGAAUCAACUACUGCCGGUGACGGCCUUGCGCUUGACGAUGUCGUAGCUCUUGCGGCCUCGAACAAGUCUGGCACCGGCGUUACAUAUAAACCAGAUGCAGUUGCCUGGUUCAAGGUGGCUCAUAUAGAACGUCAGAAAUCAGAACCUAUCGAUGAAGAGGACGAAGAAGAUAUAUGGAAUGGCGUGGGUUGUGUCGACAGCUCCUUUACUCAGAUUGCCCAAUCUGGAGGCAGUACCAGCUCUCUCCCUGGUGUAAAAGACAGCAAUUGGCCAUAUUAUCUAGGCGUCGAGGAAGCCCCCCAACCUACAUCUAAUCUCUUGUCUCCUAUGGUUCAGCAACAGGCAAGAUUUACCUCGCCUCUUAGGCGACGGCUAAGGGAACUUAUGGCAGCUGCUACGAGUAAGCGAGCUGUUCAUCUUAAGAUGCCUCCUAUAGCUAUUCUUCUCGUAUCGACCCAGCGCAACAUUGGCAAGGCAACUGUGGCUACUGGUGCUUGUGCAGACAUUGGUCUACACACAUUCACCAUCGACGCCUACGACAUCGUCAACGACAGCGGAGCCGGGGGUAGCGAUGUCAAAACGGAAGGACUUCUAAAAGCUCGGGCGGAUCGUGCCAUGACUUGCGGUCCCGAAUUUUGCGCUCUCCUUAUUCGACAUAUCGAAGCACUCACGGCGGACAGAAUGGUCAGUGCGAUGAAGGAAGUACUCAACGACUCUAGAGUCCUAAUUGCGACGACUACCGAAGUUGACAAAGUGCCGGAUGGCAUCAGAGGACUCUUCACCCAUGAACUCGAGAUGAGCGCUCCAGAUGAGGGUGAACGUGAGGGCAUUCUACGGUCUAUUAUCCAAAAUCGGGGGGUAUCUUUAGCACCCGAGGUUGAGCUGAGUGGUGUUGCUGUCAAAACCGCAGCCCUUGUCGCCGGAGACCUGGUUGACGUGGUUGAACGUGCGAUAGUUGCGCGUGACUCGCGUCUCGAAGUAUUAUCAGCGAAAGCUUCAAACGAAAAUUCAAUCGUCACCGUUCGUGAUAUACAAGUCUCAGGUGGUUCAUCCGCGAGGUGUCUGACUAAGGCUGACUUCGAUAUUGCCGUGGAUGCAGCACGAAAGAAUUUCGCCGAUGCCAUUGGUGCUCCGAAGAUUCCUAACGUUACUUGGGACGAUGUUGGAGGUCUCAACAAUGUUAAGGAUGCAGUCAUGGAGACUAUUCAACUGCCCUUGGAAAGACCAGAGUUAUUCGCUAAGGGAAUGAAAAAGCGAUCCGGUAUAUUGUUCUACGGCCCUCCUGGUACCGGCAAGACCUUGCUUGCAAAAGCAAUUGCUACGGAGUACAGUUUGAACUUUUUCAGUGUCAAAGGUCCUGAGUUGCUUAACAUGUAUAUCGGAGAAUCCGAAGCAAAUGUUCGCCGAGUAUUCCAACGAGCCAGAGAUGCGAGGCCCUGUGUCGUCUUCUUCGAUGAACUUGAUUCAGUCGCUCCUAAGCGAGGAAACCAGGGCGACAGCGGAGGUGUUAUGGACCGUAUCGUGUCUCAGCUGCUGGCUGAGCUAGACGGUAUGUCUGGGGGAGACGACGGAGGUGGUGGUGUGUUUGUCAUUGGCGCUACAAAUCGGCCGGAUCUGCUUGAUCAGGCGUUGCUUCGUCCUGGUCGAUUCGAUAAGAUGCUCUACCUUGGCGUUUCCGAUACGCACGAGAAGCAACUCAAGAUCAUGGAAGCCUUGACAAGAAAAUUCACUCUCCACCCGUCUGUCUCGUUAUCCGCUGUCGCCGAACAUUUACCCUUCACCUACACAGGUGCCGACUUCUACGCUCUAUGCAGCGACGCCAUGCUCAAGGCUGUUACGCGGCAGGCAACGCUUGUAGACACUAAGAUCCGCGCCAUCAAUGCGGAACGAGAGAAGGAAGGACAUGCACCCAUCUCUACAGCUAAUUUCUUCGACCAUCACGCCACCCCCGAAGACGUUGCCGUCAUGGUCACGGAACCGGAUUUCCUCGAUGCAAACAGGGAGCUAAUCCCUAGUGUCAGCGCUGGCGAGCUCGCCCAUUACGAAAGAGUCAAGGCCACGUUUGAAAACCAGGAUAGUAAGCAGCAGCAACCCCACCAACAGCAGCAGCAACAGAGCGAUGAAACACCUCCUUUGGUAUUCGACGGCGGUGGUGGCAGUGGAUCUGGAUCCAGGUCCGUCUCGGGCAGCAAGGGUAAAGGCAAAUCAGUGGCAAUAGAUAAUAAGAGUAAGGGAAAAGGAAAAGCGAUCGCCACCAGCGACGAGGAGAGCGACAACGGCGAACCAUAUGGGAGCUACGGUGGAAGCGUCAAUGGAAAGUCCAAGGGGAAGGGCAAGGCGAUCGCUAGAUUCACGGACGGGACUGCGAGUGAUGAUGAUGGGUUAUAUUAAAUUAUUGAACUGAUCUGAACUGACAUGAGUCUAACUGACAUGAGUCUGCUCGACCACAAAUACGAAAAAUAUGAAAAAAUGGUAAAAGGGGUAGGAAUCUUAACGUUCUUAACCCUAGUACCAAGGAGCAACCGAUAAAUAAGGUAUAUUAGGGAGAAGUGAUUAAUUAGAUAGUAUCUACUAUUAAUCUGGAGAGGAGCCU